Ruditapes philippinarum (Manila clam) is the source of this 1021-nucleotide messenger RNA. RefSeq lists its product as uncharacterized. The transcript has 7 exons. The coding region runs from base 277 to 867 and encodes 196 amino acids. The record is from RefSeq and is a predicted model, not a curated record. Lineage: Eukaryota; Metazoa; Mollusca; Bivalvia; Venerida; Veneridae.
CGGAAAGGGUCGCAAAGUUGCCAUUGACUCUCCUGUCGCUAGACUGGUCCCCUGUGUGCUUCUUAAAAGAACAUCGCUGAAGGGAACCAUAAUAGGAACCAGAUUAUCCCGUUGCUAACUAGUAUUUGGUGAUGUUUUGAUUUAACGGUAGGCUUAUUUAAAACACGCAGUAUUGUGACGUCACAUAGAAGAAAUUGACGUUGCGCAUUAGCAACGUCAAAUUGAUCGAAAAAUUACACAAGCUGUUUUUUUUUACCAUUAAAGCAUGGAGAAUUAAUGGCUAGUGAAAAUCGAGGCUGUUUCGUUUGGCUCAUAAGUUUAAAGAAGUCUUGCAAUGAAAGGUUUGCAAGAUUUCGAAACCGCAUGCGCCAAAGAUACUAUGCAAGAAGAGGCAAGACUCUUGACCCAGAAACCCUGUUAAAUGAAACAGGAAAUGCCGACAUGGUCGUCUGUAAGAUUGCCAGCAAGUCAAACAAAGUCGUUCAUCAAAACAUGUCAUCUGUGAACGAUGAUGUUGUUGAUAAUGAAAAUUCAACAGUGAUAGAGGUCACAGUAGACGACAAACUUGUUGAAGAGUACGUGGCAUGCAUCAUAGACAAGGCAGCCGACACUCUGAGGCAGGAGUUGCCUAGCAACACAGAGACUGUGACAGUGAGGCCAGCAGACGACAACAUAUCAUUGUCCUCCAGUAUCAUCAGCCAAAUCGCUGAUAUGGCUGUAACGGAGAGCUUGUCAAACAUUGUGGCAGAUGCCGACAUCAACCACUCUGCUAUUAGAGCUCCCAGAACUGUCACAGAAUUCAAAGAAGCAUUUGGCAUAACCGGAUGUGACAUCACUGAUGAUGGUCUUCCACCUGUAAGUGAGUAAGAUUAAAAGAAGAGGAAAGUAACCCCGUGCACAUGUGUCUAUGUUUGUUUGUUGUUUUGCUGUUUUGGUAUGGCUGUUGUUUUGUUUUUCUUUUUUUGUUUGUUUUGCUUUGCUUGUUUUUUUUUAUAUUACUGUUUUCGUCUUUCCAUAUUCU